Messenger RNA from Lathyrus sativus (Indian pea), 234 nucleotides. Lineage: Eukaryota; Viridiplantae; Streptophyta; Magnoliopsida; Fabales; Fabaceae. The record is from the annotation of a GenBank genome assembly.
AUGGGAGGCAAGAAGUCAUCUUCAUUCUCCUUUUGUGGAAUGUUCAAAUCAUGUUUCUCAAGUGAAAGCAAAAAUGAUUACUACAAUGAAGGGAGUAGCAGCAGGAUGUUUACCAGUGAUGAAGACAGAGGUCGUUGGGUUGCUGAGCCUGGUAUUGACAGGAAAGCAUCUGCUUUCAUAGCUAGAUUCUAUGCAAACCGAGUCACUGAUUCUGAACAGCAAAUUGCUUCUUGA